This is a messenger RNA of Haemonchus placei, 3624 nucleotides long. NCBI's taxonomy places the organism in Eukaryota, Metazoa, Nematoda, Chromadorea, Rhabditida, Trichostrongylidae. The record is from the annotation of a GenBank genome assembly.
AUGGCCUACGUGCCAUCGUCGGACGUGCCGUCGGCAUUUCUAAUAAGUUCCGAUGCUGACGCAGUACUUCUGGAUUUGUUGGGAACAUUUGUCUUACUCGAUGGAGGAUCUGAAAAAGUUCUGUUCACCAAGCAUGUGCGGCAGAUUGAUGCCAAUGUGAUAAGUGCUCCAACCAAAGCAGCUCUUACUAAUGCUGUGGAACUAAAUAAGGAAACCGUCGUUCCUCUAGUUGGGAAUAUCCCUACAGUGAAAUCGGCGGGCUCUGAUGGAUCAGUUGCUGGGCUCUUGAAGUCUAUUGAGCAUGCAUCUGAAACGCGACCAGUCAUCACACCAACACGCUUCAACCCGAAAUACGAGCCCAUUGUGAUCAGCAAAUCUCUCCGUAGUGGUCGCUUGGAACUAAUUGUACUCGCUGGUGAUCUCAAGGAAGUAGAAGCACUCCACAAAGCUGUCGAGACUGGAGAUGAACACAUCAUCGAAAAGGCCGCUUCCAAUCAUGGAACCAUCUCCGUUUUGGUUUGGUUCCCUGCAAGGCAGUCUGAUCCAAUCAAACGAAUUUUGCACACAGGUACUGCGCCUUUGAGUCGAAUCAUAUUUGCUCUGGAGAAAGCAAGAUCCCUUCCAUUCCUACACAGUCCUGUUGUAUCGACAGCUAAUGCCUUCAAAGAAGUGCCUCCACCGGCAAGAAUUACCAACUCCAGAGUAACAGUUCCGCCUCGAGUGCAGUCAGCAACAGUUAAAACUAAUUCCACAGCAACCAAGCCUACACCAACAAGACGGCCUGUUACAACAACUGCACAUGGUCCCCCAUCGCGAACUACAACAACCACUGUGAAUAAGACUUGUAUGUUUUCCACAAUGCAAAUCUAUUUAAAAAGUUUUCUUAUCGCAGCACCAGUCAAGCCAUCUCCGGCUCGCCCAGCCCCAACAGUUCCUCCAUCUAAUCGUGCACGAACGGUAGUCUCAUCUACAACGGUGAAACAUACCGCUCCUGCGAACAAAACUGGAUCAUCUUCGAACAACAAGAAGACGGCAGCACACGAAGCACCCAUACAGAAGACCACAGUAAAUCCUGUCAAAGGGGCAGCAAUGUCUCGCGCAUCUGCCGCCAUCGGGAAAGCGGCAGGAGCCGUUGUUGGUAAGACAUCUGGUACGGUAUCGUCCAAAGGUGUCCAUUCAAAAAGUAACGGCUCUGCUCCUCCAGCUCCUGUGCCCGUGCCAGCACCAGAGGAGGUGAAAGAGCCAGCGCCUACUCCAGUUGAACCAACGCCUCCGUUGGACGAUUCCGUGGUAUGUCUUGACGACGUAGUGCCAGAUAUAUGCGUUGACGCCCCUCAAGAUCCAGCUUCUUCUACACUCCGCCCUGCAGUGGAACUCGUUGUAAUUCCACCAACGCCUGAACCAAGGUCGCAAUCAGGACGUUCAUCCGUUGAUGGUCCUCUAUCUCCCGCUGUUGUGCCAAAGUGUGAUGACGAUAAACCGCCUAAUGAGCAGCACGUGUUGCCAAGUGACGAUGACAAACCAGCCAUUGGUGAUCUUCCUUCUCCAGUUGCAGCCGAUACAGUUCCUCACUCUGAACCAGAAUCUCAUGACGGACAUGAAAAGAAUGAGCCUCCUCCGUCCGCGGCUCACGAAGAGCAUGAUUCUCUCACUGAUCGUAAGGAAUCUCCUGAACCUGGCACUGAACACAAAGAUUCAUCCGAACCCACAGCACCAAGCUCACAAUUGGACAACUUUAUUCCUGAAAUGCCGAGCGGACUACCCGACGCAUCUGGUCCGGUGGAAUCUGGAGCAACUGAACCUACAGGACCAAGUGCUCCAGUCGACAAACCUGAGCCUUCGGAGCUAAACGCACCUUCAGACAAAGGCGAACCCACGAGUCCAGAUGCUUCCGUUAACAAGCCGGAACCUUCUGAAUUACCUUUUGGUGACGAUAAAUCUCCUGCAGAACUUCCUGUUGAUGGUGACACAUUUGAACAUCCGGAGCCGAGUGCACCUGAGGACCAUGUUGAACCUACAGAGCCAACAGAGCCAAAUGCUCCAGUCGAUAAGAAGGAACAUCCGGAGCCAAGCGCGGAUGGCGGCAAAUCUGAACCUGUUGAACCUAGUGCGCCACCUCUAAUCCCCAUGCCAGAUCCGAUUCCCAGCGGUACUCAUGACCCACAUAAUCCGCCUAUCGGUGAGCCAGAAACAAUUCCUCAACAUGUUGAUAUACCCAAAAGUGAUGACGACAGCAUUGGUCCAGCAUCUCCUCCAAAGUCACCACAUUCGCAAGAUGACUCGCUUCCUCAUCCGCCAGGUCCAGCAUCUCCUCCAAAGUCACCACAUGCGCAAGAUGAUUCACUUCCUCAUCCGCCAUUCUAUGGAGACGUUGCUCCAGCAGAACCCUUCGUGCCACCGUCAUUGAAUCGUGAAGGUCAAGCAUCUCCUUCAGAUCUGAUCGAAGUGCCCGAAGAGUUUAAGAGUCCUCACAAGCCACAAGAAGUUGGAGAAAACGGUUUGUUGGACGAUUUGGAGGAGCCCCCAAGACUCAUGAAAAUCAGUAUGGAUACCGACGAUCUAAAAAGGGCUUUGGAGAACGAUGACACAAACAAGAACCUUCCACACGAGGAUGAACCGAGCAAGACUGAUGUACAUGAUGAUGAGCUGAGCAAGAAGGAUUCAGAUGAUAAGGAAGACUCAAGCAAGAACGAUUCGUCUAAUCCUGCAGAGCUAGCGCGGAAACUUAGUCGACAAAUGAUUGAAGAAGCCUCCACUCCUCUAGCUUCAGCGCUUGCAUCAGCUUUAACCGAUGCUGUAGGAGCUGCGCAAAAGGUAGGCGAAUCUGCUUACGAAGGUAUAGCCGAUCUUGCAUCUUCAAUUACGGAAACUGUCACAGAAGGAGUAAAAGAUGCUGCGGAGCUGGCGCAGGAGAAGAUGAAAGCCAUGCAAACGCGCUCGAGUCUCGUUGAGAAUGACGACGACAACCAUUCUGUGAAAUAUGAAAAAGUGGACGAGGACGGUUUCCGUUUGGCUUCAGCUGAUCACGAUUUACGGCUGCACCUUCCACCACUUACAGCAGCGCGAGGAAAUCGAGCAGCCUCGGUGCCUCACUUGUCGCGGCCACUCUUCUUCGAACUUGUUACCGUGCCUCACCUGAACGGCAAAUGUACCAUCACCGAUGAGCAGAGUGCUAUUGAGUACUUCACAAAUAUUAGAUCAGCUAAUUACAUUCUCCACAGCGAAGACGUUUCUCCCGCCGUUUUGGAUGGAUGGCUUGCUGGGAAGAAACAAUGGUUCCGUGACGGUAUGGUUUUUAGACUUGAAAUNAUCACCGAUGAGCAAAGUGCUAUUGAGUACUUCACAAAUAUUAGAUCAGCUAAUUACAUUCUCCACAGCGAAGACGUUUCUCCCGCCGUUUUGGAUGGAUGGCUUGCUGGGAAGAAACAAUGGUUCCGUGACGACUUGAAAUGCCGUUUGAUUCCAACACGGCAUCAUAGCGCUCUAAUGGCGUUUGUCACUGCACAUGCCCCAGAAUUGGAGGAACAUGGUUUGGUGAUAAACUCAUCACUUGAGCAUAAUUCCAUUUCCAUAAACACAGAAGAUGGACGGGAAGACUAUCAUAUGAUUAAGAUCGAACUGUAA